CCUGACAACUUCUACAUUCGUGUCACUCCUCGGACGCACCUGGACGCGACCAUUAUUGACGAUCGCCUCCACAGCAAUGGUAUGAGCAAUGGUCUGGGAUCUGCUAACGGAGCACAUGUUACGAAUGGGGAUGUCGAAACGACGAUCGGUAAUGCGGACCCAAUGCUCAUACUCUACGGGUCCAACACAGGCACCUGCCAGGCAUUUGCUCAGAGAGUGGCCGUUGAAGCAGCUGCUCAUGGCUUCAAGCCGGAAAUCCGCGAUAUGGACAGUGCUACCAACGCUUUGCCGAAGGCUGUGCCCAUUGUGGUCAUUACCUCCUCGUAUGAAGGUCAACCUCCAGAUAAUGCGACCAGGUUUGUGGAGUGGCUUCAAAGUGCUGAUGGCAAGGUUCUGGAGGGUGUGAAGUACACUGUGUUUGGUUGCGGUCACAGGGACUGGUCCGCCACCUUCCACCGGAUUCCCAAGCUGGUGGAUGGGCUUAUGGCCAACUUCGGCGCACACAAGCUCGCACCCGUGGGCUUUGCUGAUGCUGCGCGUGGGACUUUGUACAGCGAUUUCGAAGAAUGGCUGGAUACUUCGUUCUGGCCAAGCGUGUCCUCAACGAAGACAUCUGAGCUCGUGGCUAGUGAGGAACAAGUCAUCGAUAUUUCCACGGACGCACGCGCGACCAGCCUUCGUCACGACGUCAGCCCAGCGACGGUGGUAGAGAAUCGCCAACUCACCGGUCCUGGAGAACCAGUCAAGAUGCAUAUGGAGCUCCAGCUACCAUCAGACAUGACUUAUGAGUGCGGCGACUACCUCGCCGUGUUGCCUCUCAACUCAGACAAGAAAGUGAGGCAGAUCCUCGCCCAUUUUGGUCUGCCCUGGGAUGCUGUGAUGACUCUCAAAACCGACACCCCAACUUCGAUCCCGGCUAACGUGCCUCUCUCGUGUCUGGAUGUUCUCAGAAGCUAUGUGGAGCUAGGACAGCCAGCUACCAAGAAGAAUCUUCGCACGCUCGCCAACUACACGCAAUCCAUUGCCGAGGCGGACUUCCUUAAGUCGCUCUCCUCUGACAACGCGGCCUUCGACUCCAACAUCACCACCAAGCGUACUUCGGUCUUCGACCUCCUGCUUGCGCAUCCCACAAUCGACCUACCCUUCGGCGUCUUCCUCUCCAUGCUACCGCCCCUUCGGGUGCGCCAGUACUCCAUCUCUUCGACUCCGUUGCAUAAGCCAGGCCACUGUACCAUCAGCUAUGGUGUCAUCGACCGGAUCGCCCUCUCAUCCACCACAGACCAUGAGCAGCGCUUCCAGGGCGUCACAGGCAGCUACCUGGCCACUCUCAAGGCAGGUGAUCUACUCCAGAUUGGUGUGCGCGCCACCGCAAAGAAAACCUUCCGCUUGCCUGCAGACACGGAGGCUACGCCCUUGAUCAUGUUCGCAGCCGGCACUGGGCUAGCUCCUUUCAGAGGCUUUAUCCAGGAGCGAGCGCUCCAGGCGGCCUCGAAUCCCGGUCGGAAGCUCGCACCCGCUGUCUUAUUCCUUGGAUGUCGUUCGCAGACCAAUGAUCUUUAUGUACACGAACGGAUGGCAGCGGAGGAUGCGGAGUUGGUGACUUUGUGGAGGUCUGGGGCGAGGGCUUAUGUGUGUGGGACGAGAGAGUUCGCUAAGGGGGUCGCGGAGGCUGCCAGAAAGAUUGCCACGAAGGCGAGGGAUGGCAUGAGCCUGGACCAGGAAGCACAGAAAUUGUUGGAGGAGAGGUUCAACGAGCAGAUUCAGGCUAGAGUCGCCAGCGAUGUCUUCGAUUAG
This is a messenger RNA of Cyphellophora attinorum, 1794 nucleotides long. RefSeq lists its product as uncharacterized. NCBI's taxonomy places the organism in Eukaryota, Fungi, Ascomycota, Eurotiomycetes, Chaetothyriales, Cyphellophoraceae. The annotation marks the transcript as partial. The transcript has 4 exons. Gene Ontology annotation, molecular function: NADPH-hemoprotein reductase activity; flavin adenine dinucleotide binding; FMN binding. The record is from RefSeq and is a predicted model, not a curated record. Gene Ontology annotation, cellular component: cytosol.